AUCCUCCAACUUUUAGUUGCAUCAUUGCCUCCAGCAGCUUGCAUCGCCAAACCCCACUCGCUCUCUCCUAUAUUCACCGCCGCGACUCACCUUCAAAAUGACAUGCAUGCGCGCGCGUGUGAAUAAACAAGUCCAGUCGUGCUGUCUUUUAUCGACACCAGGGAUUGCAAAAUCACCACUCAUCCGAAGAACUUGCAGCACUCAGGUGCGUGCUGUGCAUGACACUAGGGCAACCAGGGCCGUCCAUCUAGAUGUCUUCACUGCGCGUCGGCAUGCCAUGUUACCAAGUGGCGGCUUUGCAACGCCCCUCUCGAAAUGGCGGAAUCUCCCAAAUGCGAUAAGUCAGUCCGGAAGAUACUCAUAUAGCACAGCCCCCGUCGAUGUCACACAGCCUGUCAUUCACGAUGUUUUUGAGUCAAACACAGGAACCUGGCAAUACGUCGUUGCAGACCCAGCGACGAAAGCGGCUGUCAUCAUUGAUCCAGUCUUGGAUUAUGACCGCACAACUCAAAUUAUCACCACUUCUUCAGCAGACGAGUUGCUUCGACUGGUCAAAGAAAAGAGCUACCGAGUCUUGCGGAUCCUAGAAACUCAUGCACAUGCAGAUCACCUCACUGCAGCUUCAUACCUACAGAAGCGCAUCGCAGAAGAGCAUGGUAACAAGCCACAGAUUGGCAUCGGAAGGCGCAUCGGACAGGUACAAGAUUUAUUCGGCCAACGAUAUGACGUGUCCAGCCAAGAGCGUCAUGGUGUUUUUGACAAACUCUUUGAAGACGAUGAGAGUUUCAGCAUUGGUCACCUGAGCGCGACUGCCAUUCAUCUCCCCGGGCACACGCCCGACCAUCUGGGCUAUAAGAUCGGAGACAAUGUGUUCUGCGGUGAUUCCCUUUUCCACGUGGACAUUGGGACUGCUCGAUGUGACUUUCCUGGGGGAAGCGCCAACAACCUUUAUCACUCGGGCCGCAGGCUUCUUAGUCUUCCAGACCACGUCAAAGUUUGGACAGGCCAUGACUAUCCCCCGGACGAUCGAGAAGGCCCGGUACCAUGGAUGACAGUCAGCGACCACAGAAAGCUGAACAAACACUUACGGGACGGUAUCACCGAGGAGGAAUUCGUUGCGCAACGCAAAGAGCGCGAUGCUAAGCUCGGUGAGCCAAAGCUACUUCACCAGUCCCUGCAGACAAACAUCCGAGCUGGCAAGCUGCCACAACCAACGGCUUCUGGGCACCGUAUGCUUCGUGUACCUAUCAAACUUGGAGACCUGCAAUGGUGAUCAACAAGAUGCCGCUGGUCGCGGUCGGGAGCGUGAACACUAUGUCAAUCAUCUACGGAGGCUAGCACCGCCAGAAUGGGCGGUCUUGAGCGUGACGGGGAUAUGAAAGUUGGUGGCGAUCACCGAGAGCCUCAUUCCCGGUUAUAUGUAAUAGUGAUUGGGUUGUUGAUGUACCAUUGUGGCAUUGCCUUGAACACUAUUGUGCCCAGAGGGAAAGCCCGCGCCCGGGGCGCGGAGAACGUAAUGAGUGGGCUUGUAAGAACCCGAUUGGCAAGGGAGGGGAACGAUUAUUUGAUCGCACUCGCCUAACUUCUGAUUGCGUCGCCAAUUUAAUAAAAGCUGAUGAAUUCGAUCACGCUUGGUAUUUGUGUUGUUCGCACAGAGACAACGCAGAGAGUAAGGCUAAAUGCCACAACUGUGGUCGAAGCUUAGGGGCAGGGUUUGACACGCGCUUGAUACACCUACUGUGUAAGGCACGUGGGCCACUGUCAAUGUAACAACACAACGCAGGCCCACAAGUGGGGAGGCACAGUAGCUAAACUCACUGAGCUUAAAGGUCCUGAGACCAUUCCAGUGAAGGCAAUUCUUGGCCGAGUCGGCUCCCGCUUGGCCUUUGCAAUCAAAUGCCCUUAUGGAGGAGUUGCGUUUUCCCAUGGCCAAACAGACGCUCUGGGCUAUACUCCAAGCAAGCUAAGCGCAAAGGAAUUCCAUGUCUACCAGUGUUUUGAAACCCGUCGAAUUGACCCCUGUCAACAGGAUCGAAGACAACCUCGAAACCAUUGAAUUUAAGUAAGGACAAAAAGCGCCCAUUGUUGGGUACUUCAGGUUCGUCUCACCAACGGCCCUACCGAGGCGACCGACUUGAAUGAAAACACGGGAGGAGACGAAAAGAUGUAAUGAAAUCAUUCGCUGCAGCGUUCGAUCCGGC
Molecule: messenger RNA, 2201 nt
Organism: Colletotrichum scovillei
Lineage: Eukaryota; Fungi; Ascomycota; Sordariomycetes; Glomerellales; Glomerellaceae
Product: metallo-beta-lactamase superfamily protein
Exons: 2
Coding region: 98-1273 (391 amino acids)
Biological process (GO): hydrogen sulfide metabolic process; glutathione metabolic process
Molecular function (GO): sulfur dioxygenase activity
Source: RefSeq, a predicted model, not a curated record